Haliotis rufescens (red abalone) is the source of this 5488-nucleotide messenger RNA. Its product is annotated as acetylcholinesterase-like. Gene Ontology annotation, cellular component: synapse; cell surface. NCBI's taxonomy places the organism in Eukaryota, Metazoa, Mollusca, Gastropoda, Lepetellida, Haliotidae. Bases 443 to 2254 code for a protein of 603 amino acids. Gene Ontology annotation, biological process: synaptic vesicle endocytosis; postsynaptic membrane assembly; presynaptic membrane assembly. The transcript is spliced from 11 exons. Gene Ontology annotation, molecular function: neurexin family protein binding; signaling receptor activity. The record is from RefSeq and is a predicted model, not a curated record.
UAAACUCGUUUGUCAAGUGUACGUCUCUAGAUUAACUGGUGCGGUGGCAGGUUGUAUUUGAAGCAGACGAUAUUGUUAGCCGACGAUAAGACUAAUUUUCUUCAAAGGGAAGAAAAACUUAACUAUAAAUAGAUGAACUUAUGCUGUGCGGUCGAUGUGGAUUCGUCUCAAUCAAGGGAACUAACGAAGUUCAGUGACGGCGAGAAAGUCCACAACUGUUAUAUUCGGUAAUUGGCACCAGGACAGACGACUGCAGCCGGCAGCGGACCUCUUCCUCGUUCACCGCAUCUCUAUUGUUCUGGUAUAGGUAUCAUGCAGCGCGGUGAGUUACUCACGUCUGCUGGAGCGUAGCAGACGAUCUCCAAAGGCGGGAACUCGGAGACUUCCGCGUGCGCGGUUAUGCUCAUAGGAUACACGCGAAACACGACUAUCCAUUUGGAAGAUGUCACUCCAGUGGACGGGGCUCGUUGUUGGGGCCUACUUGAUAGCUCUUGUGAUCACGUCGGGGGCUGAGGAAUAUGUCGUUCGGGACACCGAUUAUGGACAGGUCAGAGGCUUUGUUAAAACUGUGCUGGGCUCCAAGAAGGUUGAGCGAUAUUUUAGGGUCCCGUUUGCUGCACCACCUGUGGGAGAACUCCGAUUCGAGAACCCCGAAGAACCCAAGUCGUGGGAGGGAAUUCUUAACGCCACGGUCAAGCCUCCAGCGUGCCCCCAAACAGGAUCGGAAUGGUCUUACGUUCACAUGCACGUCCCUGGAUACACCGACAGCGACGAAGACUGCCUCUACAUCAACAUCUACGUACCACAGACAGGUGGCGCUGACAGCAAGAUGGCGGUCCUCGUGCACAUUCAUGGUGGUUCAAAUGAAGUCGGCAUGGGAACGAUGUUCGAUGGAGACAUUUUAGCAGCUCUUGGAGAAAUUAUUGUUAUUACUUUUAAUUACAGACUCGGGCCAUUCGGGUUUCUGAGCGGCGAACGACCAGAGUUCCCGGGCAACUAUGGGCUUAUGGAUCAGACUGCAGCGCUGAAGUGGGUAGCCAAAAAUAUUCAUUUUUUUGGAGGUGACCCCAACAAGGUCACAGUUGAAGGUCACAGUGCAGGAGGAGGAAAUGUCGGUUUCCACAUCGUGUCACCUCAUUCGAAAGGACUGUUCCGGUACGCCAUUCUGCAGAGUGGGUCACCGACGGCUUAUUGGGCUCUCCUCCGGCCUCCUGCUAAUGCCAUCUUCAGAACAAUUCGCUUUGGUGAGAAACUUGGCUGUUAUUUCGACCAGGAUAUGCAGGAAUUGAAGCAGUGCUUGAAGACCAAAGACUGGAAAGACAUAAUACAGGAGGAAUAUGAUUACGUGCCAGGAAUGUACAACUUCUCUCCUGUCAUCGACCAGCAGUUCCUGCACAGUGAUCCGGAGUCUCUUCUGAAAGAUGCCGACUUGAACGGUGAAGUGUUCAUGACCGGCGUUACCCGCGAUGAAGGGUCGCUUACAGCUGAAAUCGUGGUUAAAGAAGCAGAUUUUAUAGAACUUACCCCAGUUAUUGCCGGGACAUUUACCCCUCCUCCCCAAAUCAUGAGAAACAUUCCGGAAAUUAUUGACCUUGUUGUCCACGAAUAUAAACCAUGGAAAGAUCCUGACAAUAAGACGGCUAAUAUCAUCGGACUCUCUGAUGUUGUUGGUGAUUCUACCUUUGUUGCCCCCGCCAUUGAUGUAGCGAAGCGUCUAGCGCAGAGGACACAGAACGUAUAUUUUUACUCUUUUGAGUAUCACUCUCAAGUAUCAAUGAAACCAUCGUGGCUUGGGGUUCCCCAUGGACGUGACCAGUUCUACCUGUUUGGCUACCCUUAUACAGGACACCCGCUGUACGUUUACACUGAAGAAGACAGGCAAGUAAGCAAAGUCCUCAUCAACAUGUGGAGCAAUUUCGUGAAAAAUGGGAAACCAUCCUUAACUACUGGAGAUAAUCAAAUAGAUUUCGAAGCUUUUGACGCUUACAACCAAACCUACAUGAAAAUCAACGGGGUUGAAGGCAAUGGGACAAUAACAACAGACCAGAGACUACGUCCCCGCAAGGUGGCGUUCUGGAACUCACUGCUUCCGCGGAUGCGCAAUAAAACACCUGAAAUAAAGACAGAAGCAUAUGGAACUGUAACAUGGGUAUUAAUCGUUCUAUGCGUCAUCUUGUUUAUAUGUAUGGUUGUAAGUAUUGCGUGCGCAGUUCAUAUUCGCCGUCAUAAUUCACCACCAACCUAUGCAGUAUAACGUAAUCUGUUUAUAGGGAAUCUCGGUAGUAAAUCUUCAUCAACGGUUUUCAUCAUGUUCAGUGCAUGCGCUCAAUGUGCCAUAUAUUGUUAUGCAGUAUUUCAAAAAUAAAAAUCAAGAAAUGUAGCGUGUUUCGGGUAAAUUGUUUAAAGCGACCGUUGUGUCCCUUGUUCGUUUGACAAUAUGUGUUUGUUAUUAUACAUGUUUCUUUCAAUAGUCACACCCGAAUUUUGCAGAAAUUUGAAGACAGGUCAAUGAGUAAAUAUAUUUAUUUAUGUCUGUACAUUUGUCAAGAUACGCGUGUGUACACUGAUGCUGUAUGUGUACUGGGGGCCAAAAAGUAUUACAUCUGAAAUGUCUUUUUCCCCUAAAAUGCAGUGCAUCUGCAAUGGGGAAUGAAAACAACAGACAGUGCAUCAUAACCUGAGGAAGAACACAUUCUCAUGUUUAGCGAAGAGGCCCAUAGGACGUUGUCAUAUGGUCUUAUGGACUCAUUGUCGUAAAUAACCGAAGAUGACGAUUUUAUGGAACGCUGUUCCAACAAUAGAAUAGUUGAGAUUAUGUGCACUUGAGAUCUGGAAACACACUUUUCCAUAUUUUCUCAGAAAAAAGACCAUGGAUAAUAUAACAAAUAACCUACUCGCAACUCGGAAUAAGGGAUUAUCUAUAAGGGAACUACUGACAGUGUUUAAAGGUACAAAACUGAUUCCCUCAAUAUUCUCUAAAUAUGUCACAUUAAGAAAUGUCCUGGUGUCCGUUGCAAGUUUCUGAUACAUGUAUAAUGAGUUAUCCCCCGUUGUUGUUCAGUAUAUUCUGUAUGUGAAAUAUAGUGACUGGGAAAACGAUCCCUGUACUAACCAAAAAUAGGGUUGAUCGUAAAGGAUGCUAGUUUACACAAAUGCACCGUUUCUGAAUAUGUUCACAACUUUACAGUCAUAUAAUACGGAAAUUCUGGUGUUAUUAUAUUGAUGCAAUAAACAAACCACACACCACGGCUAAAAUGUGUGUCAUAUUGCAAGGGAGAUUCACUUAAAAAUGGAAAAGACAGUUAUAAUUUUGAAAAUCAUAGUAAUAACUGUCCAUACGAUCACCGAUUUAAUGUAUCCACAUGUACAUAUUCAUGUAUUUAUAGUAUUUAUAAAAUUUCAUAACCGUCAUUGUUGAACCGUGAAAGGCAUGCUGUGUCACACGUCUCGGACAGAACUCGGACAUCUUUAAAAGCGUGUGGCAACAUGUAAUGCUGUUGCGGUCCCAGUUGCGAUUUCACUAAUGUCUGUGGUGUGUUUUUCUUUGGAUUUUGAAGCCUCUUGUAUGUGUGUACGUUGUAUCACAAAAUCAGUUUCUUCCAUCAGUGGUUGUUGUAGUAUUUGAGAGUUAUAGGGAGGCUAUUCUCAACACCCAUUUCAGUCUAGGUCUGGAUGUUGUAUCAGUACUAAUAAGAUACUCUUUUAAUAUAAGUACAAAAAAAGAAAUUGUCAGGAUUGACUCUCUGUCAAGGACAAGCCCCCGUUAACGACGGUACUAGAAAAUCAAUGGAACCACUUUUGCAUCUUGUAACUUGACAUACGCGUUUUUUUGAGUACUGUCACGGUACAGCCAGGUUUUGGUCCCAGUUCAAGUCUGUGUCUAUUUGAUAAGUAUUCGUCUCCAUUUUACCUCACCGGGACACAUUGGUUUUAUUGUGUUUACAGUCUUUGGGGUUAUUUGUAUUGAACCCCUGCCCCGAAAUUAGCAUUAGUAAUUGGAUUUCACCGAUUCAAAGAAAGGAUGAGAACCUCAUGCACUAGCUUUGAAUAAGUUUAUUUUAUCGAAAGGUCAGGAGACCAAUUUAUGUCAAUGUAUCGACCUUGGUUAGCUAGCCAUUGUUAAAUGUCGAAGAAAAUGUUUUAGGAUUCAAUGUAUUCAAAUUGUUGUCAGUUGUCAUUUAUAUGCCUGUCGAUUUGUGUUUUACUUGUAUCGUUUUAUAUGAGAGAGAGGAUUUUUGGAAAGCAACUUCUUUAUUAUGAGGAACACAACUUUUCGGAGGAUAUACUUACCCAUUGUCCUGGCGAAGGAGUAAGUAUACACUCUGAAACAUUGUGUUCCUCAUAAUAAAGAAGUUGACAUCCUUACAUUCUGUCCCUUCUUGGUAUCACUUCUAAAUACCAUUUAAAGAUGGUGGUAUUCAAGAGAAGCAUGAGAAGCAAAUUCUGAUGGUAAAAUCUUAAUUUACUGUCUAAUGUAAGAUGUCACCUACUGUUCUAGUAUUAUGGAUGUUGAAACAUUAUGUAGUGAUAUACUAGUGACCAUUUAAAAUCUUGAAAGAAAAUAUUUUUGAAUCAAGUACUUUUGUUCUGACAAAAUAACUUAGCCACCAUGCCUAUGAGUAGAGAUAAUGAAACAUUAAAUCAAUUUCCAGAAUGGUAUCAAAUCCAAUUCUCUCCUGCUUUCGUGUGUGAAAUAUUCAAUCUAAAUGUUUUACCAAGUAUUAGGGUAAAUACCACUCCUUAAUAGUACAACACGUGACAUCUUAUACAUUCUUGAGGCACAAAUGGUCACGACGCCUGGUGAAACUUGUAUACACUUAUUUCUUUAUGGUUAUAGCAUUGGUUAUUGACACUUGUUACCACGCACAACUUUAAUUCAUGUAAGAAAUAGCGCUGUCUGUUUGUGGAUAACAGUUCGCAAUUCAAAACACUGAUCUCUUUUGUCAUUAAACGAUACAUAUGUUUCAGCAAGGAGGCGACUUAUAUGUGAUUUAGACAUGCAUUAGUAUAUUAAUGUAUACAUAUGUAGGCAGAGUGGGGUAAAUGUAAAUUUCCUUGUUUUUUUAAGUGGUGACCAUCUUAAUGGUUACAUAUUCAAUUGACAAUUCAAUUCACCAAAACGGCUAGUCUUAGAUAUGAAGUACUGUGUGAAACAACUUCCCCAUAUACCCCUGAUGUGAUCAUGAAACAUAAUCGCCUAUCAAAUCGUGCAUGUAAUUAACAUAUAUGUCUGAACAUAUACACAUUUACUGGACCUCCAAAUAUAUGCAUAUAUAACCGUUUAUAAUUUUAUUGUAUCCUUAUUCUCAAAGCAUUGACCUUUUGUCCUGUUCAAAUACAAGUAUUCAAAAAGAAGAAAGGUAUUCAAGUGAGCUAAUGUUCAUCACGGCUCCCUUUCUGUGACACUGGACAAUUUCUUAUUUUUCUACUUCUCGUUAUAAUAAUGCUUAUGUAAUAUAUACAUAGAAUAAACAUUUCUGGACCGUUA